AAAUGAAGAAAUGACAUUAAAAAGAGAAACACACAAACAUAACGGGAGACAAGAGAAUAAAAACGCUUGUAGGAAUUUUGGGAAUAAAAGUGUUAAAAAAUUGUGAAAAAAAAUAUAGAAAUUGUUAUAGAUUUAACAUGAGAUAUCCUCUAAGCUUUCUACCAAAACAAUUCAUAAAAGGUGGAAGUAAUUAAAAUCUGAAAAAGUGUAUAUAAGAAUCUAAUCGAAUAAAAGAAAAAGUACAAUAGCAACAGCAACAACAAGUAUUUACUACUACGAAGAUAUGCCAGACCAGACAAUGAUUAUGAACAUGAUGAUUAUGAUGAUCGUCGACGACACACAACCAAUAUUUACAACAACAAAUCAAAACAACAGCUAAUAUAGUUGACAACAAAAAAAUCAUCGAUCAGUGAAGAGGAAACAAAAGUGAAAAAAGUGCGCGAGUAAAAACAAUCAAAUUGAAAUUAUGCCACAAAUAUCGGAAUAAUAAAAAAGUAAUAGUUCUUUUUUGUUAUGUUUUUAUGGCAUCCCGUACGACGGACAUUGGUCUAUAAAUAUAAUUCCUUAUUUAAUGUUGAGAGUAUAUCACAACGACCGCGACAACGCUAAAUGCUGCGUAUAUGUGUAUAUUAACAACAUAUUUCCCACCAACGCCUUAAGAGGUGCACAGCACUGAGAUAUUACAUAUUCAUUCAUUUUCGUUGCUGUUACGUCGUCAUUGUUGUUUUGAUUCACGCGUUUAACUGUGCCAUCGUCCUGCUUCACUAUUUUCUUUGCAAGCUUUUCCUCCGGUUGAUGCGGUGCAAGUGUACAUAUCUUGUUGCGUGUGUGCCUGAAUGAUUGCAGCUAUGAUGUCCCAUAACACAUGUCAUAACUAGACAACACAAAAGUGAAUACAAAGAGAUUGAAAAUAAACUAUUAAUAGUUUGUUUUUUUUUGUUUGUGUUUUUCGGGAUUACUCUUAUCACAUUUGCCAUCAUCAAAGUAUUUGAAAAAUAAUCCAGCGAAAUGUUGCAAAAGUAUAGUUUGUCUAAUGCAGUUGCUAUCGCAUUUCUCCUUGGUAUUUGUGUUCCAUCGGCUUCGUCGUCCAUAUUACCACCAGAAUACAAAGUACUUUGCGAACAUUAUGAUGAGAACAAUUGUACGACAAAUGGUGACUGUGCCGUCCGAACGGAACAGUGUAAAAUUGAUUCAGAAAAACCGCCAAGUUGUUAUGUUUUAUGGUCAAAGAACAAUCGAACAGGUGAAGAGCGCAUUAAAAUGAAGGGUUGUUUUAGCCACACAUCCGAAUGCAAUCAAACGAAAUGUGUGACAAGCAGUGAACCCCGCAAAGAUAACAUUUAUUAUUGUUGUUGCAAGGAAUCCUUGUGCAACAGGGAUUACAAAUGGGAACCAACAACGACGGAGGCCACAACACAAGUACCCAAAGAGAAGAAAUCGGAAGAUCCAAAUCUAAUACCCAUCAUCAUUUGUUCCUGUGCUUUGGCCCUCUUAAUUACAACAACUGGUAUUCUAGUUUUUUUGUAUCGCCGACAUAAACAAGAAAAUUUCAAUGAAGUACCAGCCAAUGAAGCUGAAAUAACCAAUACCUCACCACUCUUAAGUAAUAGACCCAUACAGCUGUUGGAAUUGAAGGCCAGUGGUCGUUUCGGUGAUGUUUGGCAGGCCAAACUACAUAAUCAUGAUGUGGCCGUGAAAAUCUUUCGAAUGCAAGAAAAAGAAUCAUGGAAUACAGAACUUGAAAUUUAUAAGUUACCUCGCAUGAGACAUCCAAAUAUUUUGGAAUUUCUGGGCCAUGAAAAACACACCGAAAAUAUCCAACAUGAAUUUUGGCUCAUUUCAGCCUAUCAGCACAACGGUUCACUGUGUGACUAUCUCAAAUCACAUACGAUAACCUAUCAACAGCUUUGUCGCAUAGCCGAAUCAAUGGCAUGCGGUUUGGCACAUCUGCACGAAGAAAUUCCAGCCAGCAAAACAGAAGGCCUAAAACCGUCCAUUGCUCAUCGUGAUUUUAAAUCGAAAAAUGUUUUGUUGAAAAACAAUUUGACAGCAUGUAUAGCCGAUUUUGGUUUGGCCAUGAUAUUUGAACCGGGCAAACCGUGUGGAGACACCCAUGGCCAGGUGGGCACUAGACGUUAUAUGGCUCCAGAAGUUUUAGAGGGUGCCAUUAAUUUCAAUCGUGAUGCUUUCCUUCGCAUUGAUGUUUAUGCCUGUGGUUUGGUGUUAUGGGAAAUGGUAUCGCGUUGUGAUGCCACAGGACCAGUUGGAGAAUAUUUGCUACCAUUCGAGGCAGAGUUGGGCCAACGACCUACUCUGGACGAGGUGCAAGAGAAUGUGGUCAUGAAAAAAUUACGUCCACAAAUCUUAAAUUCUUGGCGUUCACAUCCUGGAAUUAGCAUUAUUUGUGAUACAAUGGAAGAAUGCUGGGAUCACGAUGCCGAAGCCCGUUUAUCUUCGUCGUGUGUAAUGGAACGUUUUUCACAAUUACUAAAAUAUCCCAUUACGCCGUUCUUAAUUAAAAAUAAUACCAACAAUUGUAGUACGGUGGAUAUCAAAGAAUCGAAUAUAAUUGAGGCAAAUUCAUAGGAUUGGCAUUGAAAUCACUGUUGAAGAUUGAAACAGUUAUUUAUGUGCAGAGUUAUUUAACUUAUCCUUAAUUAGGAUCUUGUUUUCUUUUCUCUGAUUAAAGUUUAUCUUUAUGAACAACCGGAGUUUGAGUUGAGUAUGGGUCCAGACUCUGUUCUGUAUAUUCUUGACGAAGGGAGAAAUAUUUAAACUUUUUCCUUUUAACAAAAGUUUUGUGUUCCAAAAACUUGAGCCUAAUCUUAUUUUAAGUUUAAUGUUGUACAACUUUUCUUUUCAUAGCUAUUACUAAACCAGUCGUCUUGCCUAGUCUUUUUUUUUUUUUUUGAAUUUGUUGAAGAUUGGAGUCUCUAUUACACAUGUCUCAAAAAAUAUUAUUCCUUAACAAGAAUAUUGUAUAAAAUCGUUGAAUAUUUGUGCAAUGUUAUAUUAAUUAUAUAUUUUACAUGUGAUUUCCUUUAGCGCUGGGCAAGACAGGACUGUACAGAAUGAAAGUAUUUGUAAGUGAUUUUUAUAACAAUUUAAGUCUUAAGUAUGUAAGCACAGAUUUUCAAUUUUAGUCUAAAUAAUCAACUAUCCUAUAAGAUUGUAAAUUAAGUUUUAUUAAAACAAAAAAAAAAAAAAUUGACUGAAAAAAACAAUAUCAUUUAAGAAUUAGAAAAAUAUCACAUUCACAACCGGUUAUAUACAAAGAAAAAACACAAGUUUUAUAGCAACAGAAUCAAAAGUUAAAGAACAAAUCAAACAUACAAACAAUUGUCCUAUACAACUAAAACAAAACCAUAACACAUUUGUUUAUCACUUAUCUUUUUUUUUAUCUAUCCCUAUGCAUUUCUCUGAAAAUUGUUGUAGUUUAUUUUUACCCAUUUUAUGUUUACGUUCUAACCAAAAUGCGUCUUCAAAAGUUAUAAGAAACGAAGAGUUGUCUUAAGGCUACAUAAGCAGCUUGACACCAUGGCUUCGAAUGCUGCUCUGACUUCCCUUUAUGAUGUGUCACAAUAUACAGGGUGAGAUAAAAAAACUGCAGCAAAGUCAAAACCACACAAUUUUUACAUAUUUUUAAAUUUUAUUGAAUGAAAGCACAAAAUGUCGGAAAUAGCAUCAACUUUGGCACGAAUUAUCCCCUUAAACGGCCAAUGAAACCGUCACAUGCUGCCUGAAUGUUGCUCUGUGGAAUUUUGGGUCAUUCCCGGCGAAGCGCUUGCUUGAGGUGAUCGACACUUUGGUAAUUUUUAGUGCCAACCUUGCUUUUCAAAAUACUCCGGACACAAUAGUCCAACGGAUUGGUAUCCGGAGAUUUUGGUGGCCAUUGUGCGCUGGAAAUGAAGCGAGGAACCUCAUUUUGUAACCAUUAUUGGGUGCGCGUGCUGAGUCCUGUUGGAAUGUCCAAGGUCUGCGACCAAAAUGUUUGCGUGUCCAAGGCUCCAGAAUAAUUUCGCUAUAAUAUUCGGCAUUUAUUCUGAUACCACGGUCGAUUAAUACGAGCGGAGAGCGACCAUCGGCUGUUAUGGCGGCCCACACCAUCACCAUGGCCGGCGCUUGAGUUUUGGUGGCCAACCGAAGGUGCACAUUUUUAGCUGGCAAGUAAACACGAUAUUUUUGUUUGUUUUCAAACUGCUAGACGACGAAUGUUUUCUCAUCGGAGAAAACCAUAUUCGGCAGUUCACCACUUUCGGCCAAGCUCUUUUGAGUCUAUUUUCUUUCUGUUGAGGUGUAAGUUCUUGCACUUUUUGGAAUUUCAAUGGUUUUACCCCGAGUGCAUUCUUCAAUAUUUGCCGGAUUGAAUAUUGCGAUAUGUUCAGCUCACAAGCCAUUUUUCGGCCAUAGCGACGAGGGUCGCUUCUUUACUUUUACAACUAUUUCGGCUGAUGUUGCUGUUAUUUUCCGUCCACUUCCUUGACGUCGGGCUACGCUUCCAGUAUCACAGUAACGAGCGAUGGUACGAGACACAAAAGAUUUAUUCACAUUUAAAUGCUGGAUUGUUCUAACGAUAGCCACUUGUGGUUUUCCAGCCAAAUAUAAAGAAAUCACACACUUGAAUUCCAUCACGAAAACUUUUUUUUUCUAGAAAAUUCUCAUCAAAAUGCUUUUGUACGCUUAUAAACAAUGUAAUGAACUAUUACUGGAAUAAUUUUAACAGCUUAGAAAUAAAAGCAUUCAGAUGUUGGUUGCAGUUUUUCAUCUCACCCCGUAUGCCUUAUACUUAAAACCCCAACUCAUCUAACUCAUUGAAUUGAGUUUUGGCAAGAAAAUGACUUUAAGCAGUAAAAACCGUAUAAUAUCGCUAAGAGGGCUAGAUCGACUAUUAAUUUCUUAAUCGAAGAGCGGUUCAUUCAAUCAAGGCUGCAUUGCUUUUGAUAUCUGGAAAAUAAAUUAAAACCCUCAAUCAUGUGUUAGUAGUGCAAUUCUAGCAAGAAGCUAUUUAAUAGUGAUGUCUUAAGAACGGUUUAGUACAGGGGAGGUGAAUAAAACUUUGGUCCAUCAGCCAUAUUAUGUUUGGGCAACACAAAUAGCGAUACUUCAGGAACGGUUUAUGUGAGCACCCUUUUGAAGGCGUUAAACAACAUGUCCAUAAGUUUGUGAGAAAUAUUGAAUAAAACUCAACUCACAAUGUCAAGGUGGAGAUUUUCGUAAUUUGGAAAAGUUUUUUUCUGGCUCAAGAAACUGCUGCGUUU
This is a messenger RNA of Musca domestica (house fly), 5258 nucleotides long. It is a transcript of the gene put, whose product is annotated as activin receptor type-2B. The record is from RefSeq and is a predicted model, not a curated record. Gene Ontology annotation, biological process: activin receptor signaling pathway; protein phosphorylation; cellular response to growth factor stimulus. The transcript has 8 exons. The coding region runs from base 1009 to 2586 and encodes 525 amino acids. Lineage: Eukaryota; Metazoa; Arthropoda; Insecta; Diptera; Muscidae. Gene Ontology annotation, cellular component: plasma membrane; activin receptor complex. Gene Ontology annotation, molecular function: activin binding; metal ion binding; ATP binding.